CCGGCUCCUCCUCCUCUUCUCGCCAUUGCAGUUGGACUCAGCAACCCGGUACGCACCGCGUGGCUUUUGGGGGGAGACCCCGGCGGGUUGUGACAGGAGGUCAGCGGCGGUCGCGAUCGGGGAAGGGGACGCCGGCAAGGUAAAGACAGCUGAAGUAUUGAUAACAUAAAGGAAAUCUGUCACGAUUUGAAAAGAUAAGCAAAAUUUGAUUUCCAGACACUACAGAAAAAGAAGUAAAAAUGCGUCCAUUGCGAAUUUUUGUGAAUGAUGAUCGCCACGUAAUGGCAAAACAUUCUUCCGUUUAUCCAACCCAAGAGGAACUGGAGGCAGUCCAGAACAUGGUGUCCCACACAGAACGGGCUCUCAAAGCUGUCUCUGACUGGAUUGAUGAGCAAGAGAAAGGCAGUGGUGAGCAAGCUGAGUCUGAGAACUUGGACAUGCCCCCGGAGGAUGAGACCAAAGAAGGGGCUGGGGAACAGAAGACAGAGCACAUGACCAGAACCCUGCGGGGGGUUAUGCGUGUUGGCCUCGUGGCAAAGGGCCUGCUGCUCAAGGGGGACUUGGACUUAGAGCUGGUGCUGCUAUGCAAAGAGAAGCCCACAACUGCCCUCUUGGACAAGGUGGCUGACAAUUUGGCCAUCCAGCUCGCUGCUGUUACAGAAGACAAGUAUGAAAUACUCCAGUCUGUUGAUGAUGCUGCAAUAGUGAUAAAAAACACAAAGGAGCCUCCAUUGUCCCUGACCAUCCACCUGACAUCCCCUGUUGUCAGAGAAGAAAUGGAGAAAGUACUAGCUGGAGAAACGCUAUCAGUCAACGACCCCCCGGACGUCCUGGACAGGCAGAAAUGCCUUGCUGCCUUGGCGUCCCUCCGACACGCCAAGUGGUUCCAGGCCAGAGCCAAUGGGCUGAAGUCGUGUGUUAUUGUCAUCCGGGUCCUGAGGGACCUGUGCACCCGCGUGCCCACCUGGGGUCCUCUAAGAGGAUGGCCCCUUGAGCUUCUCUGUGAGAAGUCCAUCGGCACAGCCAACAGACCCAUGGGUGCUGGCGAGGCCCUGCGGAGAGUGCUGGAAUGCCUGGCUUCGGGCAUCGUGAUGCCAGAUGGUUCUGGCAUUUAUGACCCUUGUGAAAAAGAAGCCACUGAUGCUAUUGGGCAUCUAGACAGACAGCAACGGGAAGAUAUCACACAGAGUGCGCAGCAUGCUUUGCGAUUAGCUGCAUUUGGCCAGCUGCAUAAAGUCCUGGGCAUGGAUCCUCUGCCUUCUAAGAUGCCCAAGAAACCAAAGAAUGAAAACCCAGUGGACUACACGGUUCAAAUCCCCCCUAGUACCACCUAUGCCAUUACACCAAUGAAACGCCCAAUGGAGGAGGAUGGAGAGGAAAAAUCUCCCAGCAAAAAGAAGAAGAAGAUUCAGAAGAAAGAGGAGAAGGCAGAGCCUCCCCAGGCUAUGAAUGCCCUAAUGAGGCUGAACCAGCUGAAGCCCGGGUUGCAGUAUAAACUGGUUUCCCAGGCGGGGCCAGUCCACGCCCCCAUCUUCACCAUGUCUGUGGAAGUAGACGGCAGCUCAUUCGAGGCCUCCGGACCAUCCAAAAAGACUGCCAAGCUACAUGUGGCUGUUAAGGUGUUACAGGACAUGGGCUUGCCUACUGGUGCUGAAGGUAGAGACUCCAAUAAGGGGGAGGACUCAGCUGAGGAGACGGAGGCCAAGCCAGCCGUGGUGGCCCCUCCGCCUGUGGUAGAAGCCACUUCGACCCCCAGUGCUGCCUUCACCUCAGAUCCCAGUGCCGAGAACGUAAAACAGCAGGGGCCGAUCCUUACCAAGCAUGGCAAGAACCCUGUCAUGGAGCUUAAUGAGAAGAGACGUGGCCUCAAGUAUGAGCUCAUCUCAGAGACUGGUGGCAGCCAUGACAAGCGCUUUGUCAUGGAGGUCGAGGUAGAUGGACAGAAGUUUCAAGGUGCUGGCUCAAACAAAAAGGUGGCAAAAGCAUAUGCUGCCCUUGCUGCACUAGAAAAGUUGUUCCCAGAUGCUCCUCUGGCCCUUGAAGCCAAUAAGAAGAAGAGAGCACCUGUGCCUGUCAGGGGUGGACCGAAAUUUGCUGCUAAGCCGCAUAACCCUGGCUUUGGCAUGGGAGGCCCCAUGCACAAUGAAGUGCCCCCUCCCCCGAACCUUCGAGGGCGGGGAAGAGGAGGGAACAUUCGUGGUCGAGGGAGAGGGAGAGGAUUUGGUGGUGCCAACCAUGGAGGCUACAUGAAUGCUGGCGCGGGGUAUGGCAGCUAUGGAUACGGAGGCAAUUCUGCAACAGCCGGCUACAGUCAGUUCUACAGCAAUGGAGGGCAUUCUGGGAAUGCCGGCGGUGGCGGCGGCGGGGGCGGUGGUGGCUCCUCCGGCUACGGCUCCUACUACCAAGGCGACAACUACAACUCCCCAGUGCCCCCGAAACAUGCCGGGAAGAAGCAGCCCCAUGGGGGCCAGCAGAAGCCCUCCUACGGCUCAGGCUACCAGUCCCACCCAGGCCAGCAGCAGUCCUACAACCAGAGCCAGUACAGCAACUAUGGCCCCCCGCAGGGCAAACAAAAAGGCUAUAGUCAUGGCCAAGGCAACUAUUCCUCCUACUCCAACUCCUACAGCUCCCCCGGGGGCGGGGGUGGCUCUGACUACAGCUACGAGAGCAAAUUCAACUACAGUGGUAGCGGAGGCCGAAGCGGCGGUAACAGCUACGGUUCAGGCGGGUCAUCCUACAACCCAGGGUCACAUGGGGGCUACGGAGGAGGUUCUGGGGGCGGCUCCUCCUAUCAAGGCAAACAAGGAGGCUACUCGUCACAGUCGAACUACAACUCCCCGGGGUCCGGCCAGAAUUACAGCGGCCCUCCCAGCUCCUACCAGUCAUCACAGGGAGGCUAUGGCAGGAACGCAGACCACAGCAUGAACUACCAGUACAGAUAAAGCCCUGAGGGUGAAGAUUUGUACCUUCAGCACUUACCCCUCCUUGUUUCUAGGGAAAUCUUUGAGGCCAACCACCUGGUAGCCAGUGUCCGGGACUCUUCCUGGGCAGCAGCUGGAAAAUUCGGGAAUGUACAGAGCAUCCCCAAUCGUGGUUACGAACCUGGGAUGAUGUGCCGGCCUCCACUUGAGGGGAGCAGAAAUCUGCGGAAACCACAUUGCUGCAAACAUUACCCUUUACAAACAACCUCAUAUUCGCCCUUAACACUCGUUCCCUUUCCUGCCUAAUCAGCAUGUCCCGCCCAAAUGAAAGCAUUCUAUAGGCCCUGCCCAGGGACGAGAGGCUCGUAUCUUUGCAGUCACUUAAAUGGGACCGUUAGGCCCCGCCCCUGCCACACUCCCAUAGGGUGCAUGCAGAGGGCCGCUUUUAAUAGGUUGCCUCCGCUCUACCCACAGAGCAGCAGCAUCCCUUGUCGCCAGGCAACAUUGAUGGAACUGUCCAGAGUGCUGAAGCCUUCCAAAUGCCACCUCACUUCAUGGCGCCCCCAGGCCUCUGUACUGAGCGGCGUAGAGAUCUCAAUGCCUGUGAACGUCGGCUGCAACCCAUUUCCACCCACCCAUUACCUCUUGGUGAUAGAAAGAUCGCUUCUCUCCAUUCCCCUCCCAUCUAGCUCAGAAGAAAGUUCUCACCGCAAACUAGAGGACUUGCAUGACCUUGCCAUUUGACCUCCCACACCUCAUCUUCUGCUCCUUCCCUCACUCCCUAGGCAAGAUGAACUCUGCACUGCACCACAAACAAUUCAGGCACAUCCCCACCUCAGGGGCUUUGCUCUCGUGUUUCCUCUGCGUGAAAUGCACUCAGUUCCCAUCAUAGCUCCUCCCUCAUAUCUUUCAGGCCUUAACUCAAAUGUCACCUCAGUGAGACUGAUCGCGACCACCACCCUACCUUCCAACUCCUUGUCUCCUUCCUUGCCCUCUUAUUCUCCAGCACUGACCACCUGAGACAUGAUAUGCAUUGCUAAAUUUUUGUUUUUCCUUAAAGGCCACGGAUUUUUAUCUGUUGUUCACUGCUGUGUUUGCCAGCGAGAACAGUGCCUGACACGGAAACAGUUAUUGCAUGUAUACUCUAUAGUCGGACAUGUACUGUGUGCGAAUCCCUGCAUACUUCAUAAUGAUACCCUACCCCCGUUUGAAGGACAAACCGAGAUUCAGAGAAUGGCAAUCACCAGACCAAAGUCCCCACCUUUUGAGUGUCAGAGCCUGAAUCCUCCCUCUCAGGUUUCUCUGGCCAUAACCUUUCCACCCCGUCUCUGUGCUGCAAUCCCUAAUACUGCCUUCUUCAAAAAAAAGUAUAGGAGGGUAGCUUCAGAGGGCUCACACAGGACUAGAUUUCAACGCUUUUUCCUUGAAUACUAGCCAUGUGACCUGAGCGAGACGGCAAACAUCUCUGCCUCAUUUUCUUCAUUCAUAAAAUGGGGAUGAAAAUAAUACCCACCUCAUUGUACUGAGAGGGCCAAAUGAUGCAAUGACAUUGUAGAACUUACCAGACACCUGGCACACAUUGGCACCUGCUCUAUUAGUAUUGGCUGUUAAUCAUCACCAACAUUAUAUUAUUUAUGUGAAUUAAAAAAUAACUCUAAAAUAUUAGAAUAAUGAGACCAAAAAAAGCUACAGGAAGAAAGAGAUUCAAGAAGGUAAAAGUGAAGAAUACAUGCCAAACCUUACUGCAAUAAGACAGCAAAAAGAGAACUCAUGGACAUGGUCAAUAGUAUGAAGAUUGUGGGAGGGUGGGGUGUGAGGGAAGGUGGAAGACAAAUAAAUGGUAAUAGAAAAAUAAAAUAAAAAUAAACUUUUUAGAAAAGGAAAAAAAAUGACAUAGAGCUACUAAAGUGCUCUGUCCAGUAAGCAGGGAAAUUGUGUUAGAGAGGCUGUGGAGAAAUGGGCACUUCCAUCUACUCCUAUCUGGUGCAGACGCAAAUGUCAGACCCUGGUACAGGGCAUUUGGUAGGGUCUCAUAAUAUAUAAGCUUUAACCCAAUCAUUCAGCUGAUGGAAAUUUUUCCUAAAAAUAUACCUGCUGCCAUGUGAAAUUACUUCAAAACAAGAUGAUUAAGUGCAGCCUCGUUUAUAGAACAAAAGAUUACUCAUAACUCAAGUAAGAAUCAAUGGGAGACCCCUUAAGCAAGUGAUGGUCUACCCAUCACUUGCUUGAAAUAGGCAACUGCUAAGAGCAAGGAGACUAUAAACUGACAGGGUGGCCUCCAAAGUAUAGACAAAGAGCAAGGUGCAUUCUACCAGUGUAAGUACCAAGCCAUUUGUAUACAAAAAGGAUAAAUAGUUAGCUUUGUAUUUGUUUCUGUUUGCAUGAACAAAUGUAGGAAAGAUACAGGAAUCUAAUAAAAUGUUGCUAGAAAAAGCUGAGAUGAAAAGUGGGUGGGUGGGGGAUGAGUUUGGAGUGAGUUUGUUUGCAUUUUGCUUUUUCUGAAUUUUUUAUACAUUUGAAACUGAAAUAUUACAAAAGAAGAAAAGUCCCUAAAACAAGUACAGUUCAGUGAAGACCCUUGUACUUACAACCUCCAAAGACCAAUAUUUUGUAUUUUUGUUUCAUGUGGAAAAGAUGUGUGUGUGUAUACAAAACACUAAAAUUAAAAAAAAAGUAUUCAGCAGCUUAGUUGUAUUAAAUUCUGCUGCCAGAUCACCUAAGCUCAGUAAUAAAAAAAAAUUGUAAAUAGCUCCAACAUCUGAAAAGGUGUUCGAUCUAAGCAGGAAUCAUGGAAAUGCAAAUUAAAACUCCACUGAGAUUCCAUUUCACAUAAACUUGAUUGACAAAAUUUAAGACUUCUGAAUAUAUGAGAAUCUGAGAGGAAGUGACACGAGGGGGCUUUCCUGUGCUGCUUUUGCCUUGUAAAGUUGACUGUCCAUUGGGUCUAGGGUCCUGCUAUUCUAUUCCUAGGAAUUUUGCAGCAGUAUAAAAGGAAAUGAGUACACAAAUGCUUGUACCAGCACUGUAUAAUGGUAAAAAACAAAUAAAAUAAAAACACUGGAAAGUCCACAAGUCCAUUGAUUGGACAACGAAUAAAUAUACUUUAGUAUAUACUUUAGUAUAUUUAUACCAAUAUGUGAGUGGCUUGCAGAAGAAAUGAAUGAAUCACAACUACAUAUAGCAUGAAUAAAUCUUAGAGACAAUUGUAAGGAACAUAAAGCAAGUCACAGAGGCUGGGUGUGGUAUAAUUUUAUUAGUGUAAUUUAAAAAUUUUAUUCAUUUAUCUUUAAAGGGGAAGGGAAGGACAGAGGGAGAGAAAUAUCAAUGUAUGGUUGCUUCUCAUGUGUGUCCUGCUGGGAACUGGCCAGCAACCCAGGCAUGUGCCCUGCCUGGGAAUUGAACCAUGAUCAUUUGGUUCACAGGCCUGCGCUCAAUCCACUGAGCUAGAUCAGCCAGGGCUAAAUAUUUUAUUUAUUUAUUUUUAGAGAGAGAGAGGACAGGAAGGAGAAAGAGUGGGAGAGAAACAUCAAUGUGUGGUUGCUUCUCACGUGUCCCCUACUAGGGACCUGGCCUGCAACCCAGACAGGUGCUCUGACUGGGAAUCAAAUCCGUGACCCUUUGUUUCACAGGCCCAUGCUCAAUCUACUGAGCUACACCAACCAGGGCAUGAAAUUUACAUUAGAGUAAGUCAUAAUGGAAUGCCAUGAGUCAAUGGUCCAUGACUAGUGGAAAAUGACUAUUCCAAAGCCCCAUAAGUUUAUAAAAGUAUAAAAGUAUUAAAGCUUCUAGAAAAUGAAAAGCCAUUAUCUAAAUGAAUCAACUGAAAAUAAAAUAGCAACAUAUUUGCUUGUGUAUGCUGAUAAACAUGUCUGUAAGUAUACAUGAGAAUGAAUGUUAAAAGAAUGGCCAUGGCUGGGUGGCUCAGUUGGUUGGAGUGCUGUCUCCUAUACCAAAAGGUUGUGGGUUCAAUUCUAGGUAUGACCAGGGUACAUACCUAGGGUACAGAUUCGAUCCCUGGUCGGGGCUCAUAUAGGAGGCAGACAGAUUGAUGGUUCUCUCUCACACUGAUGUUUCUCUCUCUUCCUCUCUCUAAAAUCAGUAAAACAUCUUCAGGUAAGGAUUUAAUAAAAAAGAAUGAAUAUAAAAGAAU
Artibeus jamaicensis (Jamaican fruit-eating bat) is the source of this 7071-nucleotide messenger RNA. It is a transcript of the gene ILF3, whose product is annotated as interleukin enhancer binding factor 3. The record is from RefSeq and is a predicted model, not a curated record. Gene Ontology annotation, cellular component: precatalytic spliceosome. Bases 240 to 2942 code for a protein of 900 amino acids. The transcript is spliced from 21 exons. Gene Ontology annotation, molecular function: double-stranded RNA binding; single-stranded RNA binding. Lineage: Eukaryota; Metazoa; Chordata; Mammalia; Chiroptera; Phyllostomidae.